AUGGUGGACACUGCCUCGAAGCAUCGAGCUGAGUUUGCCUUUGCUCAGCUUGAGAACGAGAGAUCUCUGACAUCUCUUCGUGACGAGCUAAGGGUAGCUCGUGGGAUUGUUGAUCGGUCUCGGGCUGAGAUAGCUGCUCUUCAGACCCUUGUUGAUGCCCACCAUCGGGAGCACAAGGCUCUCUGCGAGAUGCUUGAGCGCAAGGGCGUUCUUCAUCGGAAGAAGCAGCGUACUGAUGGUACGGCUUAA
Molecule: messenger RNA, 249 nt
Organism: Peronospora matthiolae
Lineage: Eukaryota; Oomycota; Peronosporomycetes; Peronosporales; Peronosporaceae
Source: the annotation of a GenBank genome assembly